Trichobilharzia regenti is the source of this 279-nucleotide messenger RNA. Lineage: Eukaryota; Metazoa; Platyhelminthes; Trematoda; Strigeidida; Schistosomatidae. The record is from the annotation of a GenBank genome assembly.
AUGUCCGAUGCCGAUCUGAUUAAUCGUGUUAAGCAGAAAUCGACUCAAAAAGCAGUUAUUAUCACUACUAGAGAAGAUUAUGAAGCAAUUAUCAUGGGGAUUAAACCGCGUCAGCGAAAUUAUCAGCUAUCAAAGAAUGCAACGUCAGAUAAAUCCAUUGCAAUUUUAACAUGUGCUUUAUCGAAAUUGACUAAAGUGUCUACUGAUUGGUUUUUACAGAUUAUUAUGAAUCGCAAACCGCCCGUGUGGCCUAUCCCUACGUAUUAUAGAAUCCAAUGA